Molecule: messenger RNA, 3132 nt
Organism: Anopheles aquasalis
Lineage: Eukaryota; Metazoa; Arthropoda; Insecta; Diptera; Culicidae
Product: polynucleotide 5'-hydroxyl-kinase NOL9
Biological process (GO): cleavage in ITS2 between 5.8S rRNA and LSU-rRNA of tricistronic rRNA transcript (SSU-rRNA, 5.8S rRNA, LSU-rRNA)
Cellular component (GO): nucleus
Molecular function (GO): polynucleotide 5'-hydroxyl-kinase activity
Source: RefSeq, a predicted model, not a curated record
CUGGGUGGUCCGGUGUGCAGGCGUGUUUUUAAUUUCCGUGUUUUCUAGAAUUCCGUAAGAAACGUGUUUUCGUAAAAUCCCUGCGUCUCGUUGUUCUCUUCAUUUAAUCAGCGGAUAAAAGCAUUCUGUUCUCGUCCAAUAAAACGCGACAAAGAUGGGUAAAAAGUACAAACUGAAGGAGGCCCAGGGAACCACCGACAAAGAGAAUCACAAGUCGAACUUAAAGACUAAUUUCAAAGCGAAAUCCAAAGCAUUUGCCAAGGCCGGUGGUACUCCAGUUCAGUCCAACAAAAACACUCCAAAGUCAGAUCGGCCGGCUGCCAGCAAAACUAGCAACAAAGCAUCUCCCCGAGAACCCCCAGUAGUGGGCGCGGUCGCCAGUAACACCAAGAAAAAUACUCAAGUAACAGCAAAGCCAUCCAAGUCCCCAGUGCCAACCAAGAGUCCCGUAAACAGCGGCAACGGCAUCGAUAGAAUCGAUCAGCAAACGGGAAAACCUAGCGGCAUGAAGAAUGGAACCGAUCCGCGAAACGCUGUGCCACCGAAAAAACGACCUCCACCGGCACCCUUUUCCUCCUCCACCGGAUGGGUAGUGGAGGAUGCUGAGGUUGCGCUGAGGUAUAGCGAUUCGGAGGAGGAAUCCGGUACCGCAGCCAAAAAGCGAAAGAGCAACGGCGUAGCAGGCGAUGCACAGAGAAAUGUUGUUCUAGCCAAGUACAACGGCGAUACGUACGAUCAAGAGUCGGAUUACGAUUCAGAGGAUUAUGAAUCGACGGAAGAAGGAACCAGUGUCUCGGAUGAGCAAUCCAGUGAUGAUGAUAGCGAACAGUGGACUGAUAUGGACGAGUACGAUGAUGAUGAUGAUGAUGAUUCUAGUUACUCCGAGGACAGUGUACAAAGGCAUUUGUAUCACGAUUACGAGGACGAAAGCGAAACCGAUGAGGACUACGUUCCAUCAUCAGCCGAUGAAGAUCUCUACAUACCGCGUGGUGCGGGUAAGGUGUACGAUUGCGAUGAUGACACGAUCGAGUUCGAGAAUGACGAACCACAAAUCAUCGAAUUGCCACCGGAUUACGGGACACCAUCGAAGCAAGAUGAGGACGAGGAGGAGGAAGCAACGACGGAAAGUGACGCUUCGGACAGCUGCCCUUCGCUGGUGCCCAUCUACAACGAGAAGGGAGAAAUGAUCGACGAUGUAAAGUUGCUACCCGGGAAGGGCGUCCACGAAGAGGAGCCAGUGGCAGAGCAGCGCGCAAGCUCGGAUGACGAAACACUUCCAAUCGACGAAUCAGGGGAGGAAGCAAGUGACGGCCUGGAAAACUACCACUUCUAUGAUGCCAUCGAUCGCCACAUGUCGCUGGUUAUGAUGAAGAAACCACUCCACCUGACUGGUCACGUAUCGGUGCAGGCACUGUUCGGGAAGGUGGAGAUUAUGGGCUAUACACUGGAUAAGGCUGAAAAGCGAACCGUUUAUGCUGCUCGCGGGUACAAUGCGGUGAACCUAACACCAAUACCGGAUCCGGAAACAUUCCAGCGUCCGGCAUUUGAGGCGAUUUUGCAGAAGCUGAAAAGUCAAUUCACCCGGCGCACGAUCGAUGAACUGCUGAAGCUGUUCAAUCCCACGGAUUACGUGCUGCUGCUGUUGGAUGCGGAACUAGAGAAGCGAAACACGACGGUGCGCAUCGUACACCGGUACCUGGAGGAGUACGAUCUGUUCCCGGCGUCCAAUACGACGACGACGGCCCCUUUGCGUGCCACCGAGUACUGGUUGAACGUGCGCCUGCUGGAACCGAGGGCGGAUGGUAGCAGUAAAUUGCCCCUCUUCCAGGCUAAUCCGGCCUGGAGUGAUGUGAUACUCCAUACCGACAGUCGACUGUUGGUGCUCGGUGGUAAGGGUGCAGGCAAAUCGACACUCUGUCAGUUUCUGCUGAACAGAUCAAUCAAAACGUUCGAUCGUAUAUUGUUAAUCGAUCUCGACAUUGGCCAACCGCUGUUGACGGCACCGGAAAUGAUCAGUGCGACGGUGCUCGACGUACCGUUGCUAGGUGUUGCCAGUUUUACUGUCGCCCAGCAACCGGUUCGCUGCCACUUGUUUGGUAGCCUGAACGUAGUAACGAAUCCCAUUUUCUUCAUCCAAAACGUCCGUUCACUGUUGGAGCAUUGCGAGAACACACCGUCGUUACGUGGAAUUCCAUGGAUCAUCAACACGAUGGGCUACGUCAGUGGGUUCGGUGAAGAGCUAACGGCGGCCAUAAUGCGACUCGUUCAGCCAACCGAUGUCAUACAGCUUUCGAUACCGGGCGCACGUGAGCGUGGAUCCGAAAACUAUCGCCACGCAAUGACGGCCAAAUUCAUACAGAGUUACAAGUUCAACAUUCUGCAGAAUGAGAUCGUCGCUAAGAUGGGACAAGUGCUGCGCUACAAGCAUUACGCCUUCGAUGUGUGCUUUGAUGCGCAGGCUUGUCGUUUGGCAGCACCAAAGCGAAGAAAUGUAGGACUCAUGGUGGAGCUGGUGAAGAUCUUGGACGAGGAGACUGAAUGUUUUACCGCCGUCCAACCGGUCAGUGCACCACUCGAUGAUCUGGAGAUACUGAUCACCCGUGAUGAGUAUCAACCAACCAAAGAGAUGCUGCCGAAUGUGGUCAAUGCGACGCUGGUGUACUUGUGCGAAAAGCUGGAACAGGAAUUGUACAGCUGUCUUGGCGUUGGCAUCGUACGGGCGGUGGAUGAUGAGCGCAAUGUUCACCUCAUCCACUCGUUGACCCCGCAGCAGCUGGACAGGGUGAAGGUUCUGGCACUUUGCAAUACCAGUCUUCCGAGCCAAGUGAGCCUGAAGCUGCAGCCAACGAUGAAGGGCACCAUUCCAUAUCUUCAAAAUGUUUCCGUUAAACAGUUACCACCAGCACCACCAGCGCCUUCAGCGUUGUCAGAAGAGCCAUCGCCUUCUGGCCAUUGAUUUGUCAACGUUGGCGUUUCCGGAAAUAUGUUCUUUUUUUUUUAAUUGUGGUGCCCCAUGUGGUGCAGGCCUGUGCCCCGAAAAAAGGGUGUACUCCGUUGAAGGAGUGAAUGUAUUUAUGCGUUGAACUCGUGAAAUAAAUUGUCUGGAGGUAACGAAUCUCCAGCAGAACGCAA